Gossypium raimondii (Peruvian cotton) is the source of this 4684-nucleotide messenger RNA. Its product is annotated as CLIP-associated protein. Lineage: Eukaryota; Viridiplantae; Streptophyta; Magnoliopsida; Malvales; Malvaceae. The transcript has 22 exons. Bases 315 to 4502 code for a protein of 1395 amino acids. Gene Ontology annotation, biological process: microtubule cytoskeleton organization. Gene Ontology annotation, cellular component: cytoplasmic microtubule. Gene Ontology annotation, molecular function: microtubule binding. The record is from RefSeq and is a predicted model, not a curated record.
AAAAUUUCAAACAAAAAGUGAGAAAAAUUCUGGGUUUUUAAUAUUUUUUUAUGAUAAAUAAUCUUGAUUUUAGCAUACUUCUUUUAGAAUUUAAAUCUUUUAAAAGUAUACCCACUGAGCAAUGUUCUUUCCUUCAUUCUCACGUUGUAAAGGCUGAAAAAAAGCUUGCAUUUUCAUAAAGAAGGCUUCUGGUUUACUUCUCACUAAGCUCCAAUGCUCUCACAGCCUCCAUUUAUCUUUUUCCCCUUUGGUUUAGCGUUGCAUUAACUCCCACUUCUUCCCAUCAUAGAUCUUCCAUUUUCAGCUUCAACCCAAUGGAGAAACUCCUUGAACUAGCACGUUCCAAGGACCCAAAGGACCGAGCAACAGGGGCUGAGCUUCUUCAUUCUCUUCUCCAGUCUUCCACUGGACCCUUGUCUUCUUCCGACGUUGAAUCUCUUGUUUCAGCUUGUCUUCACCUUCUCAAUGACCCAUCUAACUUAAACGCCUCUUUGGGAGCUCUCCAGUGUCUAGCAUCUGCUGCCGUGCUCUCAGCUGACAACUUGAAGCUGCAUUUUGAUGGGGUUUUACCUGCAAUUGUGGAGUGCUUAGGGGAUGAUAAGCAGCCUCUACGUGAUGCAGCUAGAGGGCUGUUGUUGACUUUCAUGGAGGUUUCUUCUCCAACUAUCAUUGUAGAUAAAGUUGGGCCGAUAACCUGGGCGCAUAACAGCCCGAGAGUUCGUGAAGAGUUUAUGAGGACUGUCACUUCUGCUAUCACUGUUUUUACGUCGAUGGAGUUCAUGAAGGCUAUUCUUCCUCCGAUUUUACAGAUGUUGAAUGACUCAAUUCAGAGCAUUAGAGAAGGUGCUACAUUGUGCAUUGAGGAAAUGUACAUGCAGUUUGGGCCUGAAUUUCUUGCUGAACUCCAGCGAAACAAUCUUCCUUCAUCAGUGUUAGGAGAUAUUAAUAUCAGAUUGCAGAAGAUAGAACCGAAGGUCUUCAGUUUCAAUAGACACGUGUCAUCUGCUUCUUCUGAUCAAGUUGACUCAGCCAAGGGGAACCAAGCAGAGAGCAAUCCUAAGACAAAGGAUUCUUUUAAAGAUAUAUCUGUUUCUGGAGGAGAGAUUGACUUUACAGACAAACCCAUAGUUCCAGUUACUUUAAACUCUGAAAAGGAGCUAAUAAGAGAAAUGGAGAAGAUUGCGUGUAUGCUUGUAGCGGAAAAUGAUUGGUCUGUUCGAAUAGCUGCUAUGCAGCAAGUUGAAGCUUUUGUCAUCGGAGGUGCCACCAGUUAUCCAUGCUUUCAUGCUCUCUUGAAGCAACUUGUUGCACCUCUUUGCACACAGUUGUCCGACCGAAGGUCUAGCAUUGUAAAGCAGGCUUGUCAUCUCUUAUGUUUCUUGUCAAAAGAGCUGUUGGGGGAUUUUGAAGCUUGUUCGGAAAUGUUCAUACCGGUCCUUUUCAAGCUGGUUGUGAUUACGGUUCUUAUAAUAGCUGAAUCCGCAGACACCUGCGUCAAAACAAUGCUGCGUAACUGCAAAGUUUCCCGUGUACUUCCUCAAAUAGUUAAUCAUGCAAAACAUGACCGUAAUGCAGUACUCCGUGCUAGAUGCUGUGAGUACUCUCUUCUGAUGCUGGAGUACUGGGCCGAUGCGCCAGAAAUACAGAAAUCUGCUGAUCUUUAUGAGGAUCUUAUAAAAUGCUGUAUAGCUGAUGCAAUGAGUGAGGUACGGUCAAAUGCUCGUCGUUGCUACAGACUGUUCAAGAAAACUUGGCCAGAGCGUUCUCAGCAACUAUUUCUGUCCUUUGAUUCAGUCGUCCAAAGGAUGAUAAACGAUGAAGAUGGGACCACGCAUAGACGCCAUCCUUCUCCUUCAGUUCGAGUAAGGGAUGUCCGUAAAUCCCAUAAGGCUUUUCAAGCACCUACUUCUACAACUUUACCUGGACCUGCAACUUCAGCAGUUACCACAGUGGAUCGGAAUAGGGCUGUAGCAGGAGGCAUUCCUCUAUCUGCUGGUCCAUUUCUCUCUGAAGUAAAGUCGCAUCGAAAUGGUACUGAAAGAAGUUUUGAAAACAUGCCGCAUGCAAACAAACAGCGGGCUCCAGCUAUCGAAAAUGCGCUUGCUGGUUUAAAUCUAUCUGAGAAACUCAGUUAUCAAAAGAAGCGGUCAGCUAGCUUUGAUUUAGGAGUUGACCCUCCUCCAGCUUGUGGCCUCUCAUUUCCCCCUAUUGUCGCUGCUUCAGCUGUUACUGCAAAUGCUAUUUUUACUGACUCAACUGCGUCAACCGUUAAAGCUUGUUUGUCAUCGAAAUCAGGGAAGCAAGCUUGUGGUUUUAUGGAAGAGCAUUCUGAUGAUAGGUUUGCCCGGAAAUCCGUAGAUAAGCAUAUUGACAAACAGUAUGUAGAGACUUCUUCAAAAGAUGCCAAUUUUAGGGACUUCCAAGGUAAUAUUAUUCCAAACUUCCAGAGGCCGCUUUUAAGAAAGAACAUUUCAACUCGAGUUUCUGGAAGCAGUAGAAGCUUUCUAGAUGACAAUCAGAUACUACUUAGUGAAACGUCAAACUAUGUGGAUGGCCCAGCAUCACUCCAGGAGGCUCUGACAGAGGGUCUCAGUCCAAAUUCCAAUUGGUCCGCUAGAGUUGCGGCUUUUAAUUAUGUCCGAAGUCUGCUGCAGCAGGACCAAAAAGGCGUGCAAGAAGUUGCACAGAAUUUUGAGAAAGUCAUGAAGUUGUUUUUCCAACACUUGGAUGAUCCACACCAUAAAGUUGCACACGCCGCUCUCUCGGCCCUUGCAGAUAUAAUUUCAGCAUGUAGAAAGCCUUUUGAAAGUUACUUGGAUCGAAUCUUACACCAUGUGUUUUCAAGGUUAAUUGAUCCGAAGGAAUCAGUUCGGCAGCUUUCUGUAAUGAAUCUGGAAGUUGUAAGCAAAGCCUAUGGCAUAGAUUCUCUUUUACCAGCUUUGCUCCGCGCAUUAGAUGAACAGAGAUCACCGAAGGCAAAACUGGCUGUUAUAGAAUAUGCUAUCAGUUCCUUCAAGAAGAAUGCUAUGAAUUCAGACGGUGCUGCUAAUAGCGGCAUUCUAAAGCUGUGGAUUGCUAAAUUAAUACCUUUGAUCUAUGAUAAAAACACAAAACUAAAAGAAGCAGCCAUCUCCUGCAUUGUAUCCGUACAUACUCACUAUGACUCCACUGGUGUUAUAAACUACAUCAUGUGUAUGUCAGCUGAAGAGCAAAAUUCUCUAAGGCGAAUUCUUAGGCAGCAAACUCCUCGAAUUGAAAUGGAUCUUAUGAACUUCUUGCAGAACAAGAGAGAAAGACCCCGUCCUAGAAACAGUCACGAGCCAUCUGAUGUCGGACUUUCUCCUGAUGGUGAAUAUACUGGUGCAUUGAAGAAGGCUUACUAUUUUGGAAGAUAUUCUUCGGGUUCGAAUGAUAUCGAUAACAGCAAGAAGUUGUUCUCCAUGCAAGAACCGAUGCAAGUUUUAGAACCUAUUGCUCAAAAAGUAUCAAGUGAAGCUCAGAAAAAUUUACCUCAGAAUCUCGAAGGUGGCUCUAAUAAUGCUUUUACUUGCACUACUACUGGUGCUGAUGAAAAUAUGGAAUCCCCAAUGAGCCAUCCUGAUGGUGUUGAUUGUGAGAAUUCAAUGAACAACGACUGGCCUUCGUCAUGUUCUGACAUGAAUACAAUGACAAUCUCUAAUCAUUUUGGAGUAAGCAAUUCCAAUGUUGGUAUUGACACUUUUGUUGAUGUCAAUAAUAGUCAUGAGAAUUCCAGCAAUACCAAGACUUUCUCUUCUCUAAAAUCGCGUAUCAUCAUUCCUCAAAUUCUUCACCAGAUUUCUAACAAUAAGGAGAGUGCAACCAUUAGACAGCAAGCACUUCAGCAGCUCAUAGAAGCUUCCAUGGAUACAAACCUUUUGAUAUGGACAAAGCAUUUCAAUCAGAUUCUGAAAGUUGUCAUUGAGGUGUUGGACGAUCCUGAUUCUUCAACCCGGGAAUUGACCUUGCAGUUAGUAGCUGACAUGGUGAACAAACAGAAAGAUGCGAUGGAAGAUUCUAUUGAAAUUGUAAUUGAAAAGUUACUUCAUAUUGCUAAGGAUGCAGUUUCCAAGGUUUCAAUUGAAGCAGAGAAAUGCUUAUCAAUGAUUUUAUCAGAAUAUGACCGUUUCAAAUGUAUAACUGUUAUUGUAGCCCUUUUAAUCCAUGAAGAUGAGAAAACUCUUAUUUUUUGCAUCAAGAAAUUAACAAAGCUUGUCCAUCGGCUUUCUCAAGAGGAACUUCUGGCUCAGCUACCUUCAUUUUUACCGGUUCUUUUUUGCGCAUUCAGCAAUCAAAGCGCUGAAGUUCGCAAGACUGUUGUUUUCUGCUUGGUCGACAUUUACGUCAUGCUCGGGAAGGCGUUCCGGCCAUACUUGCAGGAUCUCAAUGGGACCCAGUUGCGUCUGGUGACUCUUUAUGCCAACAGAAUUUCUCUAGCCAGAACUGGAACUUGUGUUGAAGCUAUUAAUUUGCCAGCAGUCUGAAUCUGUGAAUUUAGGGGUUCUUUUAUGUAAUUCUUUAUUUAAUUAAUUUUCCUUUUUCAUAUAUUUGUCUUUGGUGUUCUUGUGAUUUUGAGUUUGAGUUUGGAAUAGAAAGCGUGAAUUUUAAGGCUUUGUUGUAGUUAACCUUUUGCCUUGAAAUGCAAGAAAGUGUUCUUUGGCUUGAA